Racocetra persica is the source of this 139-nucleotide messenger RNA. The record is from the annotation of a GenBank genome assembly. NCBI's taxonomy places the organism in Eukaryota, Fungi, Glomeromycota, Glomeromycetes, Diversisporales, Gigasporaceae.
AGAAGAUGAUGACUAUAACGUUGAUGAAGGCAGACCCUUGAACAAUUUUUCAGAAAAAAAUUCAGAAUGGUGUGAGAAAAAUAAUUUCAAUAAGUAUGAGAAUUCUGGACAACGACAAGAAAGACUAAAUCAAAAUUAA